Monomorium pharaonis (pharaoh ant) is the source of this 3244-nucleotide messenger RNA. Its product is annotated as golgin subfamily A member 1. The transcript has 8 exons. The record is from RefSeq and is a predicted model, not a curated record. Lineage: Eukaryota; Metazoa; Arthropoda; Insecta; Hymenoptera; Formicidae. Gene Ontology annotation, cellular component: Golgi apparatus. Bases 525 to 2690 code for a protein of 721 amino acids.
UUUACAGUCUCAAGAUUAUAAAUAUCAUGUCUUCGUUUUAUUGUCGCAUAAAGUUUGGCGUUUUCAAACAUUAUUGACGUAUACAAUGUACAAAACAUAUCUAACUUUUCAUGCUAGUUACUUGCUAGUUUGAAGAAAAAUGGCAGACGUGAGAAUACCUACUUUUCUAGUGCUCUAGAUACACUUUUACGGGUCCUUUUCCUCUUCCAUUAGUAUAAGUUCUAUGGUUUAGCGUAACUGUGGUAGUCGAAAAUUAAUAUGUUCGUGGUGUAAACGAUAGAUCGUAAAUAACAAUUCCACCGAGCAGUAUGCGCAUCGAUGAAAAGUAAACGUGAUGAAAAAUCUGUGAUCACGCGCAAUGUACCUGUUAUGGCUUACUAUCCACUGUUAAAUUCGAGCAUGCAUUUCGGGCGUGGAGUGUCGUUUAUAUCGGAUUGACGAGUUACCGGAUUAACAGGUGGUGUCGAGAAGUGUUGUCAUUGUCGCAUGCUGACUUCAGUGAUUGCGCUCGCUAUCAUAUCGUCAUGUUCACCACUCUGAAAAACAAAAUACGUGAUGAGAUCGGCAGUGACGUGUCUACCGUCAUUAAGAACGCUGGCAGUAUACGCAGCAUUAAUGCCAGACAUGUGUCUCAAACUGAUUCUACAAGUAGUAUUAGUGGUUCUCAAGUAUCAUUAGAUGAAUCGAAAGAAGAAAAUACAACCUUACCUCUACCAUAUAUUUUACCGAAGAGAGAGAACAGUUUCGAACUUAAGCUCAACGAUGGAAUGCAAUUAACUGUAAAAGAUAUUAAAAAGUUUGAAAGUAGGGAAGAUGAAUGGAGAAGACGUUUGGCAAAGAAGGAAGCGGAGAUAUUGAAGAGGAUGGAGAAGAAAGAGGAAGAAUGGAACGUCAGAUUCUUUGAAAAAGAGAAAGAGUGGAAGAAGGUUGUAGAAAAACAAGAGAAGGAAAAACGACAAUUAGAAGAAGAGAUAAAAAAGAUCGACACAGCAAAACAAUCACUAGAACAUGCUCUCAAAAAUGCAGAAGAGUACAAAAAGAAGUUGUACAGCUUUCAAGAAGAUGCGGAACAACUGGAAGGUUUUCAAACGCAAGAAAUGGCAAAAGUUAAACAUCUUUUGUUAACUAAAGAGCAGGAAGUAGAAGAAAAGACACAACAUCUGAAAAUUGCCAGAGCAGAAAUAGAAAAUUUGAAGACAGAAAUUUCCCGUCUUAGACGAUAUGAAGAUGAAUUAAACAAUAUACAAGACGAGAUGGAAACGAUACGUCACUCCACACAGCGUGAAAGAGCACAACUUUCUUCUCAGUUAGCGCAGACAGAGGAAGAAGUGCGUCACUUAAAGGACAAGGUAUUUGUGUUGGAACAAAGAAUUGCGCUCGAAACGAACGACCAGAUAACGGUUGACGAAAGAAUAGCGGAUCUGAUGCGCGAGAGGACGUUAUUGGAAAGGAAGCUCGAAGAGGCGCAUCUCCAUCUCUCCGACAUAAAGACCAGUUGGUCGGGCAAGAUCUCAAGUCUCGAGACGCAGGUCGGUAGGCUUAGUAGACAGGCCGGCGAGGAAGGGUUGGAGCGCAGGCGGGUCGAACAAGAGAAAGAGAAGCUUAAACAGAGAAUCAAGCAGCUAGAGGCCGAGAUAGAGGUGAACAAUGUUGUCUUAACAGCAAAAGAUGCCAAGCUUUUGCGUAUGACAGAGGAUAUUGAUGAGAUGGCCAUUGAAUUGAAAGAGCUUCGGGCCAGCGUCGAUGAUGAGGUGGAUGAAUUUAAACGGCAAAUUGAAUCCUCUUCGAAGCAGAUUACUCAGCUAAAAUCAGAUCUUGAAAGCACGACAAGUAAGUUUACUGCAGUUACCAACGAACUAGCAAGUCUUCGAAUAUCUCUGAAGAAAGAACAAUUAAAUAAUUCCUCUUUGUGUUCUGAACUGGUGCAUUUACGAGAGACUCUUGAAUCCGAACGAGCAGCAAUGACAGAGCUGCGAGUUUUCUUUGAAAGGGAGAGAGAUGAAAAGGAUACUGCCUUGUUAAGAAAUGCUCAGAUAUCACAAGAUAUAGAAAUUGUGAGGCAGGAAAAUCGACAGCACAAGAUCGAAAACAUGGAAUUGCUGAAUAAAGUGGAGGACCUGGAGGAUGAUCUGGUGGAUAAGGUGAAGGAAACGGAGCAGGUGAUGAUCAUAUUGAAAGAAUUUAAGCAAAAAGUCUCAAAAUUAGAAGAAGCAGAGCAUACAAGAGAAAAAUUGGAAGAAAAUGAAAGAAUAUUGAAAAGCAGUUUAUUAGAUCUAGAGGAGCAAUUAAGCGAAAAGAACAAGACAAUCAAAAUUUUACAGCAACGAUUAACCGACAUGAAGAAAACGCUUCAACGUGAGUUAAAAAUUCCUUCUUCUUCAUUGGAUAACGACAUUGACGCUUCUGCUGCUAUUCUCAAUCCAAGUUCAUCUAAGACUGUUACUGCCAGACAUAAUAAUAACAAGGAGGAUGACGUUAAUUUUAAAUAUCUGAAGCACGUUCUUAUAAAAUUUCUUACUAGCAGAGAAUAUGAGGCUCUCCAUUUAACAAGGGCAGUAGCGACAUUGUUACAUUUUUCACCAGAAGAGGAACGUCUACUCCAGGAAACUUUAGAAUGGAAAAUGUCAUGGUUUGGUACUAGGCCUAAUUUAGGAUUCGGACAAACUGCUAAGGCAAUACCACCCAGCUGAUAAUAGGAAAAUGUUUCGUACUUCACGAAACACAUUAGAACAAACAUAAAUUUUCGUUUUGAGUCUAGUUAAUUUAUGUAUGAGAGAUAGCAGUAACUGAUCCAAAGGAUAUAUAAAAAUUAUAAGAGUAAUGUAAAGAGUUAUAAACGAUAACUUUUUGCAUAAAUAUAACAAAUUAAUUGUAACACGCUCAAAGAUCACAAUGGAAAUUUAUUAUGAUAAAAAUAAUUUUGUGAGAUUUGACGUUUAUUUAAAAGUAUAUAGUUAUUAUACUAGUAUAUUAUUUAUUAUUGAAAAAUAUUGGAUCAUCUUAAAGAUUUAUAAUUAUGCUGAAAUUUGAAGUAUCAUUGAGAAGUGCAAUUUGAAGCGCGUAAACGAAUGUUUCUGGAUGAUAAAAUUGUGAUAUCCAGCGUUUUAUGCAUGUUUGAAUCACGGUACAUGCCAUUUUUAUAUGGAAUCGAUUAAUUUGUAAUAAACCAUAAAUGUUUUUGUUAAGAAUAAAAUAACUUGUGUGUGUAAGAUUGAUCACACAUAUCAUGUAAGCCUGCUCAUUA